Messenger RNA from Knipowitschia caucasica, 417 nucleotides. Lineage: Eukaryota; Metazoa; Chordata; Actinopteri; Gobiiformes; Gobiidae. The record is from the annotation of a GenBank genome assembly.
AUGGUGGACAACGGCGCGGACGACUGGAGGAUAGCCAUGACGUACGAGCGGAUCUUCUUCAUCGUGCUGGAGCUGCUGGUGUGCGCCAUCCACCCCAUCCCAGGACAGUACGUGUUCACCUGGACCGCGCGCCUGGCCUUCACCUACACGCCGUCCGUGGCCGACGCCGACGUGGACAUCAUCCUCUCCAUCCCCAUGUUCUUCAGACUCUACCUGAUCGGCCGCGUCAUGCUCCUGCACAGCAAACUCUUCACCGACGCCUCCUCGCGCAGCAUCGGCGCCCUCAACAAGAUCAACUUCAACACCCGCUUCGUCAUGAAGACCCUGAUGACCAUCUGCCCCGGCACGGUCCUCCUGGUCUUCAGCAUCUCCUCCUGGAUCAUAGCCGCCUGGACCGUGCGCGUCUGCGAGAGGUAA